This is a messenger RNA of Hirundo rustica (Barn swallow), 1437 nucleotides long. It is a transcript of the gene CTSS, whose product is annotated as cathepsin S. NCBI's taxonomy places the organism in Eukaryota, Metazoa, Chordata, Aves, Passeriformes, Hirundinidae. Gene Ontology annotation, cellular component: lysosome. The record is from RefSeq and is a predicted model, not a curated record. Gene Ontology annotation, biological process: immune response. The coding region runs from base 307 to 1302 and encodes 331 amino acids. Gene Ontology annotation, molecular function: cysteine-type endopeptidase activity. The transcript is spliced from 9 exons.
UUCUCCCCGCGGCGCCGGCGCCGAGCGCCCCAAAUCCCGGAGUUCCCUUUGCUGGGAACGCUCCGGAUCCAGCCCCGGAUCCCCCACCCCGCGCUGGAGGUCGGGAUCCCCCCGGAGCGGCUUCUGGAGAUUUGGGAUCUGUCUUACCCCGGACCCCCGCUCGGAUUGCGGGAUUUUCGGCGUAUCCCGUCCUGGAGGGCACCGCUUGGAUAAAACCAGGGAAUUUGGGGAUUUUUUUCGGACCGGAUUUGUCACCCAGGGGUCAAUCCAGGCUCCAAGCCCUCGGCUCCCGCUCCGAAUCCCGGGAUGGAGCCGCUGGCUCCCGUCGCCCUCCUGGCCCUGCUGGUGCUGGCCCUGGCACAACACGACCCCGCCCUGGACCGGCACUGGGAGCUCUGGAAAAAAACCUACGGGAAGGAAUAUCAUCCCAAGGAGGAUUCGCUCCGUCGCCUGACCUGGGAGAAGAACCUGCGGCUGGUGACCCUCCACAACCUGGAGCACUCCCUGGGGCUCCGCUCCUACACGCUGGGGAUGAACCACCUGGGAGACAUGACCAGCGAGGAGGUGGCGGCUUCGCUGACGGGGCUCUGGCUCCGUCCUCGCCCCCGUCGGAAUUCCGCACCCCGGCCCCAAUCCCGGGCGCUCGGUGACGUCCCGGAGGCGCUGGACUGGCGGGACAAGGGGUGCGUGACCGAGGUGAAGAACCAGGGCGCCUGCGGAUCCUGCUGGGCCUUCAGCGCCGUGGGAGCGCUGGAAGCUCAGGUGAAGCUGAAAACCGGGAAUUUGGUGUCCCUGAGCGCCCAGAACUUGGUGGAUUGCUCGGGGAUGUACGGGAACAAGGGCUGCGCCGGGGGGUUCAUGACGGAGGCGUUCCAGUACAUCAUCGACAACGGCGGCAUCGAGUCCGAGGAAUCCUAUCCCUACACGGCUCAGAACGGGACGUGCCGCUACAACGCCUCGGCCCGCGCCGCCUCCUGCUCCGGGUUCCUGGAGCUGCCGCAGGGCGACGAGGCCGCGCUCAGGGACGCCGUGGCCACCGUGGGCCCCGUGGCCGUGGCCAUCGACGCCACCCGGCCCAGCUUCUUCCUCUACCGCUCCGGGGUGUUCGAUGACCCCCAGUGCUCGCAGGAGGUGAACCACGGGGUGCUGGUGGUGGGAUACGGCUCCCUGGAAAACAAGGAAUACUGGCUGGUGAAGAACAGCUGGGGUGUGCGGUUCGGAGACGCGGGAUACAUCCGGAUGGCGCGGAACGCCUCCAACCUCUGCGGCAUCGCCAGCUACGCCUCCUACCCCCUGGUUUAACCGGAGCCGCCGCCCCGCUUUUCCAUGGAUUCCGCCGCUUCCCAGCGCCCCGGGCCUCGGCCGGGGGUCGGAUCCACGGGCUGGGGAGGGAAUCUUGGGAAGCGGGAAGGGGGAAUGUCGCUGACGGGCAUCCAG